Molecule: messenger RNA, 321 nt
Organism: Phytophthora nicotianae INRA-310
Lineage: Eukaryota; Oomycota; Peronosporomycetes; Peronosporales; Peronosporaceae
Exons: 1
Coding region: 127-321 (64 amino acids)
Source: RefSeq, a predicted model, not a curated record
CAAGUUUGGGCUAGAUAAGGCCCUCGUUCAAGCAACGAUAUUAAACAUUCUCCGACGCUUCCAUGAGUCGCCAGCAAUGAUAAUCAAGCCAACCAUGUACCCAGAUCGGACGAGCUCAUCCAGACAAUGACCCGCCAGCUAUACGAGGCGUUAAACGAGCGCGAUGUGACGGGAAAAGAGAUUUCGUUUACUGCUGGAUGGCUUAGCGCUUUCAAAGUGCGUCAUGACUUGAAGCGAGUGUGGUUGCACGGAGAAGGGGCUAGUGCAAAUAGCGAAGCUGUCAGUGAUUUCUUUGCGCGAGUGCAGCCUAACUUGUUCUAA